Messenger RNA from Oppiella nova, 932 nucleotides. NCBI's taxonomy places the organism in Eukaryota, Metazoa, Arthropoda, Arachnida, Sarcoptiformes, Oppiidae. The record is from the annotation of a GenBank genome assembly.
AAAUUAUUUGUUCAAAAAAUGAUUGAAUGAAUAGAUCGGAGAUCUCUUCGCACGAGAAGUCAUUUAAUGUCAAUAAUAGAGUCAAUGAUUAUAUCGACGGAUACUUAGCGGAGAUGGAAGUGAGACAACGAAAGGAUCCCAACACUCACUUCACCCGCAAGAAAUUGAAGGAGAAUUGCAAAGUUUACUUUUGGGCCGGAAGUGAAACAAUUACGGCGUCCCUUCAAUGGCUGUUAUUACUGUCCGUCCGAUACAGCGAACACCAGAAGAGGAUUCACGAAGAGAUCGAUUCUGUGGUCGGAAGAGAUCGGAGUCCCUGUUAUGCCGACAGACUUCAUAUGCCGUUCACUCAGGCAUUCAUUAACGAAAUGUUUCGCUGGAAAACUCCUUUACCCUUACCUUUCGUGAAAUACACAUCAGAGGAUACAUCAGUUUUGGGUCAUUUCAUACCUAAUGGCACCAAAGUUUUGGUUAAUUUAUGGGCCGUUCAUAACGACCCCAAAGUAUGGCAUAAACCGCUAGAGUUUAUAAAUGGGAUCUCAUGGCGAGACCACAAACGGUUUGCAUUACAAGUGUUCAAAGACUUAGCCUUUGGGAAGGGUAUGAUGGAGGACAGGAUCACCGAUGAGAUCAGUUAUCUCACGAAUCUUAUUGACGAAACUAAUGGUCAGUCUCUGUGUAUUAAAGACAUACUGACCCCCAGUGUGUCCAAUAACAUGUGUCAACUGGUGUUUGGCCACCGAUUGGACUUCAAUGACCCCAAGAGACAGGCUAUGGAUAUGUAUUUAAAUUUGUUGUCAACAAUGCCUUCAGUGAUAGGAAUAGCAUCGAUGGCACCGAUCGGAGAUCUCUUCGCACGAGAAGUCAUUUAAUGUCAAUAAUAGAGUCAAUGAUUAUAUCGACGGAUACUUAGCGGAGAUGGAAGUGAGACA